This is a messenger RNA of Anastrepha ludens (Mexican fruit fly), 7814 nucleotides long. RefSeq lists its product as uncharacterized. The record is from RefSeq and is a predicted model, not a curated record. Bases 814 to 2613 code for a protein of 599 amino acids. Lineage: Eukaryota; Metazoa; Arthropoda; Insecta; Diptera; Tephritidae. The transcript is spliced from 6 exons.
AUGAUUAAAUUUAAAAAUAUUUGAAAUAUUAUUCAUAAUAACAAAACGCAACUUAAUAGUUGAGUUGGGAGUGCAAACGUGGCUGUGAAAACGUAUUAAAGUAGUAGAAGUAAAACGCAAGUGAGGAAAAUGUGAACACGAGUCCAUAUACCAAAAAACCAUAUAUCGGUAUGAUGUGAUCAAAGUGUCAAUGUGAGUGUGCGCCAUAAAGUGAGCGCAUGCAAAUGAAGGUUAAGAGAAUAGUUGGAACAAUUCAAUGGAAAAAAUAUAUGUAAUAUACACAAAUUAAAGAAAGGUUGGAAGAAUUUCAAUAACAAAACGGAUCCGCUAAGUUUCAGAAAUUGAGUACAACUUUAAAAAAUUAAUGGAUAAAAUAAUUUCCAAUACGCAUUAGGAGGCCACUACUUUGGAUAUACCACGCAUGACCUAAUAAGCCAAAUCAGCGGCGAGAUAAAAUACCAAAUACCCUUUUUAGAAACUUAUACAAUAGGCCCAUAGAACUCUAAAAAACUCUCUAAACUAAUAAAAAGUUUUAGAUAAUAUAGAAAAACCAAAAGCACGAAAUAACACAGCUACCUGCGAAAGCAUUUAUUGCGUAUCGCACACGUUGUCGCCGCAAUUCAAUUCAUCUCUGAACCCAGUAGCAGUGGAAUAGCAGAAGGUAGAAACUAUUUAAAACAGAUACAAAACAAAAAUAGAAAAACCAAAAACUAAAACAAAUACAAAAAUUAAAACAAAAGCAAAAGCGAAAAUACAAGUGAAAUCAAAACAGUCACCGGCAACAACAAAUUUACGUACACUAAAAUUCCAGCUAUGGCCGAUAACGGCGAACAACAUAACUCACAGCAGGCAUCACCAACCACAAACGUCGCAUCCGUCUCUCAUCCCCUAGAGGAUGUUGCAUUGGAUGUGAUGGACGAUGCCGCAGCUGGCAAAAAGAACUGGGUUAAAUUCGAAGACGAUGAGGCGGGCAAUAAAAAUGCCAGCAGCAACAAUAAUAGCAAUCACAGUGCUAGCUAUGAUGGCGAAGGAAGUGCCACUCGCAAUAGCCCUAUUAACGUCUCAAGCAGUGGACGAGACACGCUGGCAGCAGACCCAGUGUCAAAGCCAACUCCGGCAAACCGGUUAUCCCCCUCAAUGCUGCUGCCAGCGCCACCCAGCAGAAAACAAACAUCUGUCGCCACUGCGACAAUACCCAUAACAACACCAACAACAGCGGCAAUAGCGCGACCGCGUUCACCGCUCAGCGGUUCGGAGAGCGGAAGCGGCGCCGAAGCGAUCGUAGCACCAGCACCUGUUCAGCGCGCAACAAAAACGGUUACUGUGGCUUCACCUCCUCCGUCUAUGCCGGAUGUAGCGCCCGCUGUUUUAAACACCGAGAGUACGCAUGUCAAUUUGAAUGCAUCCGGUAGCGCGCAACACAAGCUACCACACCAUACCCACACACCCACACAGCCACAGCCAACAGGCCAGCAGCUGCAACAAUAUCACCAAAAGGCUAAAUUGUCACCAUCGAAUGUUGCUGGCGCGGCGAGUGGCAGCCAUUUACAGCAGCAGCAGCAGCAACAACAACAACAACAUUAUCAAAAUAACAAUGGCACUUCACCGUCGAAUGGUAGUAGUAACAAAGUGGCAACAACAGCAACAACCAUGGCAAACACAUCGAGUGUAUCAAUACCGGUGGAAACGGUGCCACAAAUGCGUACCAUUGAAUUGUCGACGGGUCGCAUACGUGAAGGUUUCGCAAAUGGCGAUGUCAUAGUCACUUUAUUGCCCGCCAACACUAAAUGGCCAUGGAUUACACCAGCUCUCUUCCGACCAGAGCUCGUACCCGAAGAGCUGAUGGCGCAAGGCCUAACUCUUACCGUCGAAGAGUACGUGCACGCCAUGGAGACUAUGGUGAACGAUUACCGUUUCACUUUCUACAACAUCUGUUACAAACGCAUUCUCGUUUGUUGGAUUGCGCUCGCCUUUACAGUGCUACUGACGCUACUCUUCUCUGGGCUGCAGGGCGUCGCGCUUUUCUCACUCGGCGUCGGCUGGCUUUUUCUCAAUGCGGCCGCCAUAUUCCUUUGUAUGUGGGUGAAAUUGCGUUUAUCGCGUGGCUUAGAGAAAUGUUUGGGACGCGUCAAUCGUCAACUAAUGAAGCAUAAAAUUCUGCUCGUGCUGGACGAUCGUGGACGCAUUUCCUGUCACAAAGUAAAUUUGUGCUUUUUGUACUUCGAUGCGACUCAAUGCGUGAAUUUCUUGAAUGAAUUUCUGGAACACACCGAACAAAAUGGCGGUGAGGCAAUUAAGGCGGGCUGGGAACGUAAAUUAGACAUCGAUGUGAACGAUAUCGUAAUACAGGGCAGUAAUCCGGUGCGCUUGUCGCGUAAGCAGGUUGUAGCACAGGAGCUGUUUCUCAGCUAUUUGCAGCGUUGGGGCAAGGACUUUCUGCGGCGUCGCUUGGACUGGACUGUGCAGGAGGCGGGCGUGCACGAAACUCCACGGCAUUUGCAAUCAUCCAUAUGCCCCUGUCAGUAUGAGGAGGAGCUGUUGCGCAAUAAAAUCAAAAUACAAUUGAAAAGUCGGCAAUGUUGUGGCGUUAAUUGUAUUGGUUGUUGGCUUUAAGCUGUACAGUGGGAAGAAAGCGACAAACUUUGAAUAUUGUAAAAUUUACCUAAAAUGUGUUAAUAUGCAUAUUUUACAUCAGACAUAUGUACACAAUGUACCUUAAUAUGAAAUAUGAUUAGUUAUGUAUAUAUUUGCAUUAAUUGUUUUCUGUAAAAUUUAUUGUACAAUGUUAAAAUGAGUAAUAGUUGUAGGCUUAUACAAACUAUUCCGAUCGCAGCGUGAGAACUUAUUAAUACUUAUUUAAAUGUUUUGAAAAUGCAUCACAAAGCUUACAUUGUAAUGUUUCCUUAAUAAUAAAUAUUUUUUUUUAAGAUAAUCACUUCGCAUUAGUAUUUAGUACACCUUUUAAUUACCCGUAUACACAAAUAUAAAGGGUGGUUAAAUCUCAAGGGCCGUUGUGAAUAAAAUACAAUUUUUUAGCAAAUUAUUGUCAUUUCUCUUUAUUAUGAUAAUAUUGGUAUUCCGUGCGGAACAAAAUAUCGGCCAAAUGGCCGCCGCGGCCUUACGGCAGACCUCCAUCCGAUGGUCCAAAUUUUCGAUGACGCUGAGGCAUAAUUGAGGUUCUAUGCCGUUAAUGUGCCGAAUUAUCUCAUCCCUUAGCUCUUGAUUUGUUGCUGGCUUAUCAACGUACACCUUUGCUUUCAAAUAACCCCAAAGAAAGAAGUCCAACGGUGUCAAAUCACAUGAUCUUGGGGGCCAAUUGGCAUCGCUGCGACGUGAGAUUAUUCGGCCAUCAAAUUUUUCGCACAAAAGAGCCAUUGUUUCGUUAGCUGUGUGACAAGUGGCACCGUCCUGUUGAAACCACAUAUCGUCCACAUCCAUAUCUUCCAAUUCGGGCCAUAAAAAGUUCGUUAUCAUCUCACGAUAGCGAACACUAUUCACAGUAACUGCCUAACCGGCCUCAUUUUGGAAAAAAUACGGCCCAAUGAUGCCGCCGGCCCAUAAACCGCACCAAACAGUCAUUCUUUGUGGGUGCAUUCAUUCAUUCAAUCGGCAAUCACUCUUGGAUUAUCAUUCGGCCAAAUGCGGAAAUUCUGCUUAUUGACGAAUCCACUGAGGUGAAAAUGUGCUUCAUCACUGAAGAUGAUUUUCUUCAUGAAGUGCGCGAUAUGCAUUUUGAUUUGAACGCCCGUCUUCAUAAUAAGCUUGAAUAACUUUAAUGCGUUGCUCGAUUGUGUGUCUUACCAUGGUUCAAAUUGAGUUAGUCUGAAAUUCAAAAGCGUCGAAUGAAAUGUAGAAAAAAGCCUGACGUUUAGGUGUGGUUCACAUUCAAUAUCGGCCUUUGAAAUUUAACCACCCUUUAUACCAUAAAAUCUAUUUACCACACCUAUCACACCAUAUAACUUAAACUUAUACUGGUAUGAAUGCAUUUGUAGGAACAGUGGUGGGCAAUAGUCUGCAUACAACACCCAUUGUCGUUGUUUUUUUUAAUUUCGGGGUUUUAGUGCGGUGAACAGAAAGGCACGUUCUACACUUCAACUUUCAAUGCAUUCCUCCACCUCUACAAAAAAAAGGUUUAUUGAAACCCAUUUCUAAUCACAAUGAACUGAAAAAAUCCCCGCUUUAACAGGGGAACAGUAUAAAUACAUAGCGAAGCUUCGAACUUAUACACACAUGGUGUAAAAUUUUUUAGAGGUGUGUCCAAGACCAGACCUUUAAUCGCAUCUCAGCGAAUUUGAAAGAAUAAUUUGAUUGCCUGAUGUAGGGUCAUGUGUUGAGAUUGUGUUGGUGAUAUACGAAAAAAAUCAACGCAACCUUCGACCCCUAUUACUUCCCUAUCGCCUGAACAACGUCCAAUCACAUGUGAAAUGAGCGGUCAGAAAUCUGUUGUCGAAUCCAUGAUGAUGUGGCAGCCGAAAUUAUUUUCACAAUUAUAUUUUUCACCAACUAAAGCCAGCACUGAUCUGUAAAAAGAUCUCAUUUAGACCACUAGGGUUAAUUGUGCUAUGUAUUUGGAGUCGAAGAUAUUAUUUUAUGCGAUUCUUAUGGCACCUCUUCGCGAGUUUCUUGACAAGCUGUUCAGUGUUGUUUGUACGCAAUAUCCUGCAAGGACGAAGGCAAAGUAGGUGGCACAGUGGGGGUUUCAAAAUACCCCUAGCAUUCGCUUUGUUGCAUAAGUUACACGCAUCGCUCGGGACUAAUCCCAUUUUGGCUGCGUGAUGUGGGGUGAAGCGGUGUCCCGUCAGCACCACAACUAAUAUUUUGCAUCAAUCAGUAAUAAAAUAACGUUUGUAGUUUUCUUUUCCAAGUUCUUAGCAUAAAUUUGGCAGUUUUGUACGAGAUUGAGCGCUGGUAGAACCAAAGAUUGUUUGAAACCCUCCAAAUUUCUGUGAGGUCUUCGGCAGUCUAUGUUCCCCAUUCUGACCACAAACUGUAGUCCAAUAGGUUCAGAUCUAGACUUCCAGACGGUCAAUCUUCUGCGGCUAUGAACCCAGGAUUAUUGCUUUUUAGCCUCUGCUGCGUUUUUGCCUUAUGGGUUGGAGCGGAAUCUUGCUCGAAGAUUCGACGCUCUCCAUUGAAGAGAGUACUACUCAACUGCUUCACUACGCCUUCUGAGACAUCCUCCUGGUACACUUUUGCCCGGUUUUAACUCCUUCUUUUGCAGAAAUUAAGAGAUGUAACGUCUUUACAGAACACUCCCCGCCAAACCAUUACGGAGGCUGGAUGGUGGCCACGCAGAGCCCUUGGUACAACAUUUUUUGCGUCUUUAGACGUUUUUUCAUAGAUUUUGUCGUUUUGCUAAUUAAAAACUUCUUCAACAGUGAAAAUUUUCUCAUCUGUGGAAAAAAAUAUUUCCAUGGCCGUUGACCGCGUGUCACCGAAGAAACUGCCUGCAUCUGUCGAGCCUAAUUUUCUUCAAGCGCGUUUGCAAAAGAUUACCAGUUGAACGACGGAGGGCUUUCAAGUGGAGAUCUUCUAUGAAUAGUCUUGACAUGGACAUGGUUUUCUGCUUUCUAAGAGAAUUUCGACGAAUUCUUUCUCGAACGGCUUUUAUGGCUUUACUGGUGCGACCCACGCGAAGACAACCAAUUCUUUUUCUUGUAUUGGUUCUACCGUAAAUUAGUCGUGUAGUGACCGCCCGAGGAAACUAUCUGGAUUGGAUUUUCAAAGAACUGACAAAAUUCUAAAAGUUAAUGCUUAAAAAUUACCCGAACCUGCAGCAAGCACAUCAGAUAAAUGUGCCCGUCCAAAAGCAAUCCGGAGAACUUUGAACAAAAAUGCACACAAUGCACAGUAGAACAUCACGAACAUCAAAUCUCAUAAUUUCUGAAAAUAAAAAAAUAGAAAACUUCGUUGGGAAUUCGUCAAACCACAUAAAGAAAAGAAAAUGGAUUUGUGGCAAAAAGUUUGGUUACAGAUGAUUCAAAGUUUAAUGCAUUUAAAGGCGAUGGAAGAGAGGAAAAAAAUUCUGCAAUCUGAAUACUAAUCCGUAGAAUUUAAUUUCAACUGUCCAGCGCGGUGGCGACAGCGUAAUAAAUUGGGGAACAUAUGGAAUUGGAAUAACAAUAAUUGGUGGUAACAUGGAUCGUUAUAAAUAGAAUUCUUUGCUGGAAGCCUCGGUCGUUAAAUUGGAACUUGGCGCAGGUGAGAUCUUUCAACAAGGUAAUAAUCCAAAAGAUACGACACACCUUGUAAAGGAUGGACUGACAACAAGACAAUUAAACACAUCACCGCAAAGCCCAGAUUUAAAUAUUAUUGAACAUGAGUGGGAAAUAUUGCAGCGCAGUACAAUAGUGUGUCAAAAUAACAGUUAUAAAAGCGAACAUUCUUGUUGCUUCUAUGAAAGCCUAAUUGCUGGGAAGAUAUUGAGAAUUGUUCAGCAACACUUCGCGCUACAGCAACAAUAUUCUCAACAGAACGUUCAGUUUUUGAUCUUCUAACCCUUCAAUUGUCGACUCUUUCCGACGAUUAUUUUCACCGAAAAAUGAUAAAAAAAGGAACCGCCUACGAAGUAUUCACUUCUGACAUCUACAGUCACUUUUAAAAGACCCUUCACUUGUUGCUACGAAAAAUCCUUGCUCGCACAAUGCUUGAUCACGUAAUACUGUCUUCUUUUCUGGAUUGACGCUCGUGAAGAGGAAACGGUCAUGAGUUCUUCUAUAUCGGCAUUGCAGUACGCACGAUUUACAGCCUCACAGCUACACCUAAACACCUUUCCACAAUCUACCAAUCGCCUCGCAGAACUGCCAAGAAGGUAUUACCUCACGGGGCCGGUUAGGAGCGUUUGAACCUAGUUGUUGUGGACGCCUACGAAAUUCUGCACGUAUUAGAUCGCUACGAAUAUGUUUUACAUGCGCGCAAAUUCCCUUCCAGUUAUCAGCUGGUUUCAGCAUAAAAUGAAAACUAAUAGGACUAUGAAUAAGUUCGUUUCGGUUUUACAACAGAUGGCGUAACUUGAUUAUUAUUCCAUCGAUCCACAUUUCCAAACAUUCAUUGGAGAGCUACUGUCGUAAGGCACAAACGUCAGUAUAAGUUUUUUAUUUGAAGCGUAAACAACAAUAUUUUUACCACACUUGAAAAUGUCGAAUUUCGUGCCAAAUAAUGUGUUUUUGCGGGGAAUUCUUCUUCAUUAUUUUAAUAUGAAGAAAAAAGCAGCCGAAAGUCAUCGUAUCUUGGUGGAAGUUUAUGGUGAGCAUGCUCUAUCUGAGCGAACGUGCCAGAAGUGGUUUGCACGCUUUAAAAGUGGUGAUUUUGGCUUGGAAGACGAAGAACGCGAGGGUGCGCCGCCAAAGUUCAUGGAUACCGAAUUGGAGGAAUUGCUCGAUCAAGAUCCGGCUCAAACGCAAGAAGAGGUUGCAAAAACUUUGGGAGUUGAUCAAUCAACCAUUUCCAAACGUUUAAAAGCCAUGGGAAUGAUCCGAAAGGUAGGCCAUUGGGUGCCGUAUGAAUUGAAGCCAAGAGACGUUGAACGCCGUUUUAUGGCAUGCGAACAACUGCUUCAACGGCACAAAAGAAAGGGUUUUUUGCAUCGAGUUGUGACUGGCGAUGAAAAGUGGGUCCAUUACGACAAUCCAAAACGUCGGGCAACGUAUGGAUACCCUGGCCAUGCUUCAACAUCGACGUCGGCGCAGAAUAUUCAUGGCCUGAAGGUUAUGCUGUGUAUCUGGUGGGACCAGCUGGGUGUUGUGUAUUAUGAGCUACUGAAACCGAAUGAAACGAUUACGGGGGAUGUCUACCGACGACAAUUGAUGCGUUUG